AUGUCACUGACAGCAAAACGUCUUCACUUUGUCACGCGGGAACUGAUUUAUAAAGCGGUCUUUUUGUCUUCUCCAAGGGCCACAAUAUGUUUUGCUCGGACUCUCUCACAACAUCCUGAGCUAGCAUCAUUGGUUCAAUAUUUUGAAGCAGGGGCUGGUGAAAGGCAUAUUGAUAUUCAUGACAUCUCGGACCCUGGCACGAAACCAACGUUGAAGACCACGAUAUUCACUCAAGAAGAGAUUCAGAAGUAUUUCUUACCACCCCUGAGGAGAUGGCAUUCAGUUAUUCCAGGAGUAGUCAAAGACCUUCAAUCCAACCAAGGGGCUAUCUGGGUUUCAGGAACCCUUUCUCAACUGCAUGGUCUCACCGAAGUCGAAUUGCAGCUAGGAAGAUCAGCGCAGUACCUGAACAGAAUGAUAAAAUGGUCCAGCGUCGAGGCCAAGGGAGAGCUCCCAUUCAUGAGUUUGGUCAGUCUCAGCCUUUUCGCCAACGAGGACGCUGGCGUGGACGUGAAGUCUAUUCUUCGGCUGCCCUCCUUGGAAAUCUUCAGAUCUUGGAGUCUGCGUGGGUCCUCUCUUCCAAACAUGGUCGGGGAUAUUACCUCACCCCUUCGUUACCUCGGACUCUUUCGUCCUUACAUGGAUGAGGCUGAGGUCGUGUCAUUGCUUCGAUGCUGCCAAGAGUUACGCCAGUUCGACUUGCAGCCCAUUUUAGGAAUGACUCCUGGAGUACCAUGGUAUCACGCCAAGGCAGUGGCACAGGGGAUCAGUGCCGGGCUCUAUCACUGUCGACAGACCCUGGAGGUAUUGACUAUUGAUACCUGGACCACCUCUACACCUGCUCAGCCCGUCGAUUUCACCGGAUAUCAACACCUGACCAAGCUCACAUUACCGGCCACAGAGGCUGUAAAAUUGGCAGAUACUCGUAACCCUCCAGCACGAAUGGCCCUCUUUCCAAAGCCUUUAAAGUGCUUGGUCUUGGUCAUGGCGCAGCGUGGAAGAACUGAGACCCUUCGCUCGGCACUCCUUCAAUACGUCACAAAUCAACAGCUCUCGCCCGCCCUCAGGACCUUGGAUGUUAUCUGGGAGCGCAGCCACACAUCCAAGGUCCCUGAAUUAAGGGAAAUUGAAGAUGCUUGUGCAUGUCGUGGAAUUAUCUUCAGCUCAAGGCUCUCGGAUCGAUAG
This is a messenger RNA of Exophiala spinifera, 1185 nucleotides long. RefSeq lists its product as uncharacterized. Lineage: Eukaryota; Fungi; Ascomycota; Eurotiomycetes; Chaetothyriales; Herpotrichiellaceae. The record is from RefSeq and is a predicted model, not a curated record. The coding region runs from base 1 to 1185 and encodes 394 amino acids. The transcript has a single exon.